AUCAUUUGCACCCCUCAGAAAAAUGGUCAUGUCCAUAACAAAGUGAAAGUAGAAUGGCAGACAGUUUUUCUAAUCCGAAAAGACUAGCCCACCAAGCUGGAAGUUAUGAUUCCGAGUUUGAAUUUGACAGUGAAGCAGAAAGAAAAAGGAGGAAGUAUGAAGAUCUUGCAAAGAAAGAAAAGAAGAAGAGGUCAAAAAAGGGCCACAAAAGGGAGCUGGAGGAUGAAUAUGACAAAGAGGAAGGGCGUAUAAUGAGGCACAGAAUAGUGAGUAUGAAUGCAUUUGAUCGUCAUAAGCUACUCGUAAAUAACUAUCUGACAUACUACUGUGGUCAGAAAACAGAUUUCCAACGAGACAGAUCAAAAGACAAAACUGAUAUGGAUGUGAUCAGAGAAAACCACAAGUUUCUGUGGACUGAGGAUGAUGAUCCUGAUGAAACUUGGUCUAAGAAGCUGGCAAAGAAAUACUAUGAUAAGUUAUUCAAGGAGUACUGUAUUUCUGACCUGAGUCGAUAUAAGGAGAAUAAAGUUGCCUUGAGAUGGCGGAUUGAGAAGGAAGUGCAGCAAGGAAAAGGUCAGUUUAUUUGUGGCAACAAGAAAUGCAGUGAAUGCGAAGGACUGAGAAGCUGGGAGGUUAACUUUGCCUAUAUGGAAGAUGGUCAGAAGAAAAAUGCCCUUGUUAAACUUAGAUUGUGUCCAGAUUGCUCAUAUAAACUCAAUUAUCACCACAGGAAAAAGGAAAUCAAACUGCCCAAACGGUCAGACAAGCAGACACAAAAGGUGAAGAAACAUAAAUAUUCAAAAGAAGGCUCUAAGAGUUCAGAUGAAGAUCUUGAGAAAGAUACUAAAGGUGAAGGUCAGACUGAAGCCAGAGUUGAAGGUCAUAAAGAGACAGAAGCAUCAGGAUCAUCAAGUCCAGAGAACAUAUGGAGUGGUCCUGCAAAAAUUGUGGAAGAAAAAUCUAGGGAAGAUGAGUUCGAUGAAUAUUUUGCUGACAUGUUUCUCUAGCAGAGGAGAUAAGAAUAGACUGGUGCAGAUGUUAACAGUUUCCAGUUCAAAUGGAAUGUGGUAUACACAAUCAACAUGGAAUGGACAUGCUCGUAUUGUCGGAAUGGUCAUGUCUUUUAUUUUUGAGUUAUGCCAUUUUAAGUAACCAUAUUACAGUAACGUAUUUUUAUGCCCCCAAAGGGAGGCAUAUUAGUUUUCAACUGUCCAUCCGUUCGUUCGUUAGUUCGUUUGUUCAUCACAACGUUAACCUUUUGCAUGAAGGUACUUUAUUCGCGAACCACUGCACCCAGGACCUUCAAACUUCACAUGCUGAUAGUACUUAUUGCGUACACGAUCCCUACUGACUUUGGGGUCACCAGGUCAAAGGUCAAAGUCACAGGGGCCAAUGUUAACUGUUUGCAUGAAGGCACUUACUCGCGAACCACCGCACCCAGAACCUUCAAACUUCACAUGCUGAUAGUACUUACUGAGUACACGACCCCUACUGACUUUGGGGUCACCAGGUCAAAGGUCAAGGUCACAGGGGCCAAUGUUAUCUUUUUACAUGAAGGCACCUUCAUGCACUUUACUCGCGAACCACUGGACCCAGGACCUUCAAACUUCACAUGCUGAUAGUACUUAUUGAGUACACGACCGCUACUGACUUUGGGGGUCACCAGGUCAAAGGUCAAGGUCACACGGGCCAAUGUUAACUUUUUUGCAUGAAGGCACUUUACUCGCGAACCACUGCACCCAGGACCUUCAAACUUCACAUGCUGAUAGUACUCAUUGAGUAUACGACCCCUAUUGACUUUGGGGUCACCAGGUCAAAGUUCAAGGUCACCAGGUCAAAGGUCAAGGUGCCGAGGGGGCAUUUGUCACCAUUAGUGACAGCUCUUGUCUUUUUAUACUCAGCUCCUUCCAUCCAAUUUAAAUGGAUCUUGAUAUCCAUUAUCAACAUGAAGUGGAAAUGGACAUAUAGUCGGAACUCUCAUGUCUGAUUUAAUCAUACUGUACAACUGAAACAUGAAUGAUGCCAGCUUUGUGUGACAAAUGUCCUUUCGAAAUGCUUGAUAGAAUAAAAUAUGAAGUCAAACAGGAAGACAUGACUCAAAAACAAAAUCAGACAUGAAAGUUCCGACAAUAUGCAAUGAAAUGAUGGAUGGAAACACAAAUAUUGACCUCUUCUACCUCAGGAGUCACAUAAUAUUGCACAACUGAAAAGUCUAUAAUCCAGUUUGUACAUUUAACUACUCUGGUUGAUGUAAUUCGUUUUAUGGUUCUAAAGAGGUAUCAGUUACCUGACAUGUCUGCUGCAGGGCAGGAAGAUUAUAAAAACGACAAAGCUUGUGGGAAAUGACAUGAUUGAACAGAUAUACCUAAAUUCAAGCUAAGGAAGAGUGAUAGCAUAGUGUUGUAUGAAAUAGUUCAUUCUCAUUAUUGUCGGAAUAAACUUGAUUUUAAAUUAUGCCCUUAUGAAUUAGUAGUACUUGUGACUGUUUUAUAUUGUGAGCAUAUUGCAGAUCUUAAACUACUGUUGAGAACUGUAUGUAGUACUACAUGCAUUUUAUUUGAAAAUAAAUUUGUUGCCUUAA
This is a messenger RNA of Mercenaria mercenaria, 2581 nucleotides long. Its product is annotated as protein FRA10AC1-like. Gene Ontology annotation, molecular function: phosphatase activity. Bases 54 to 1007 code for a protein of 317 amino acids. The transcript has 12 exons. Gene Ontology annotation, biological process: dephosphorylation. The record is from RefSeq and is a predicted model, not a curated record. Lineage: Eukaryota; Metazoa; Mollusca; Bivalvia; Venerida; Veneridae.